AUGGACUUCUCAGUGAUUGCUAUUGAAGAUGUACAAAAUGUGCUUUUGGCUAUGCAGAAGAAUUUGGAGUGCCCAAUAUGCUUGGAUGUGGUACAAGAACCAGUUUCGACAAAAUGUGAUCACAUAUUCUGCAGGUUCUGCAUGUUCAAACUCCUCAGCAAAAAGAAAAAAGGUGUGGUAGAGUGUCCGCUGUGUAAGACUGAAGUUACCAAGAGAAGUCUGAAAGAAAAUUCCAGAUUUAAGCAACUAAUUGAAGGAUUGUUGGAAACUAUCCGUGCAUUUGAGCUUGACACUGGAGUAAAGUUUUUAAACAGUCAUCACUUUCCAAAAACAUCCACAGAAGCCACUGCUGCUGAGUUCCUGUGUAAAGAAAGUUCUGUCAUCCAAAGUAAGGGCUUCAGAAACAGGAAAAAAAGUGCUAAAGAAAAUGGACAAGAAAACUGCACCUUGGGAGCUAAUGUGGAUGCACAGCUUACCAGGGUCAAAAAGCGUCCCCGAAGAAACAAAACCCAGAAAUGUGACUCUGAAAAAGGAAUUUAUAUAGAGUUUGGCUCCGAUUCAUCUGAAGAGCUUUUUAAACAGGCAAGCAAUACUGGGUUAGAAGACAAAGAAGCGCUUCCAAUUUCAUCUCAAGAAAAGCUAGAAGAACUUAAGACUGCUGAGAAGUGGAAUGAAUAUUCUUGCAAUACACAGCCUGGCAAGCUGGCUGCUAAGGAAAUAAUUCCACCAAAUGUCAUAGGUGAGAGUGAUUUCUUGAAAGAAGGCUUGGGCAAGAAAAGCACUCGGAGCAUCACUGAAUGUGCCAAACCUGGCCAAGUCAAUAUCACUGAAUACCAGAGUUCUCCUUCAAAUGUUCUUGCUGUAGACCUACUCACAGAGCAGUGUGACAGAAUAGGUAAUGCCAGUCCCUUAAGGAAUGGGGACACUUUCUUUAAUGACACAGAAGAAAUGGAUGCAGAGCAAACUCAAUGCAAUAGUAAAAGCAAGGAGUUUGACUUAAAAGAUAGCUCAGAGAGCAGGCUGGAUAAAAGCAAGGAAAUAGAUACUGUUGGACAAAGUGUGGAAGCUGUGGAAAUGUAUGAACCUGAGGAUGAUUCUUUCCAUGAAAAAGAAUUUCCUCCGGAGAAACUGCUUCAACCAGAGACACCUCACUGUGCUACCCUGAAUCAAGUCUCUAGGAAGAGACUGAAGCGAAGCAUUCAGAAGGUCAAUGAAUGGUUUUCAAAAAGCAAUGAGAUUCUGUCUUCCAAUUCUUCCCAGGAUGAUUCUGCUGAGGCAACUGACAUUUCAGGUGAAGGAGAUACAUGUUUAUCAGAUAAAGAUUCCUCUAUUUCAGAAAAGACUGACCCUAUGGUAGAGUCCAUGGAAGUUGCAGUGGUUGAAGGAAACAAGAGAUGGUCAAAACGAACAGCAGAUAGCAUCAAAGACAAAAUAUUUGGGAAAACAUACAAGAGAGAGAGGAAGUCAAAUGCCCCUAUUAUCUUGAGAGAUGUUUUACCUACUACAAAAAAGGAAGAUGUGACUGCUGAUAAGUGCUUGAAUAAUUCCAUCAAAGAUGGACUAAAAAGAAAGAGGAAGACUGCCCAUAUCCUGCAACCUGAGGAUUUCAUCAAGAAAAAAGAUAUAGCAGAGGCAGAUGGGUGCCCUCAAAGCGUUAACCGCCUUGGAGAUGCUGAAAAGAAAAGAUGUGAUGAAAGUUCUGCUGUUAAUGAGAGCCACCUUUCUGAGAAUAGAGAGGAUAAUACACUAGCAGAACUUGAGGGAGGAGGAGGAUCCAUACGGAAAAAAGCUACUGAAAAGGUGACUGGCAAGCACUGUGAUGAGGAGCUAGAACUGAGUAACUGUGAUCAGAAAAGCACUAAAAGAAGAGGUUCUGCAGCAAAAAGAUGCAGGUGUUCUACUAGAACCAUGUGUGCUCUACAGUUAGUAGUGGAUAGAAACUCUGUUUCCCCUGAUCCAGCUGAGCCACAGAUUGAUAGCUAUCCAAGCAGUGAAGAACCAAGGAAAGUUGAUUCUGAGCAAAGACAAGUCAGGCGCAGCAGGAGGCUUCAGUUACUUUCUGAAGAAAUGACAAAAGAAACAGGAAAAGGAGUAGUAACUAAGGGAGCAAAAAAGUAUGACAGUGAUCAUGAAGGGUCUUUCUAUGGAGUCCAAAGGAAUGUGUUAGUUCAUGCUUCUGAAUGCAAAGACCUGUGUGAGCCCCAGAGUACGCCGAGUUACAAGCCACUAACUAAUCCGAAGGGUGGUGGUCUGGAAGCAAAUGAAACACAGAUUAAUCUCAAGAAUUCAUCUGACACUGCAGAAACUGGGAAAAGUCUCUUCGAUCCUACAUCUUCAUGUCAGCAUUCAAAUGGUAGUUCUUUUGCACCUGAUGCAGGUUCUCAAGAAGGUGACAUACAAGGUAGCCCUUUCGUCCUACAGUCUGGUUCAGGGACUGUUGUGCAAAGCACUUGCUGCCCAGCUGAAGAGAUGACUGAAUCACAUACUACUUUUCCCCAGGAUAAUGGACAUAAUGCACAAAAUGUUCCAGGGGACUCAAAAACUGAAAAGUUACCAGUAACUAAAGAUGUUUCAGAAUUGACCAAGGAAGCUGAAGAUAGUGAGUUAGACACACAGUAUCUGCGAAAUAUAUUUAGGCAUUCCAAACGCCUGUCAUUUAGCCUUUAUCCUACUCCUGUGAAAGCACGUGCAGCAGAAGAUGCUGCUUCUGGAACUUUAAAGAUAUCACGUGCUGAUCAGGUAGAAAAUAAGCAUAGCAAAUACUUAAAACCAGAAAACUUGCAAGAAGAGAAAACAACUGCUGAAAGCUUGAGUACAGUUUGUGAGAAAGAUAAGCUUAAGACUUAUGAACCUGCUUGUGUAAGUCCUGUGACUUGCUUUGUCGACGACACUGAAUGUAUGCAUGCAGGGGAAUGUCAAGAAGAUGUUUCAGCAGUUGCAAAUCAAGGGACUCUGACACCAUUAAGAAUGGGUUCUGCUAGGACUGAAGACAAAAACAGAUUGCAAAGUGGAGAGCAGGGAAGUGAAAAGACAGUGUCAACUGACAUAAGCGUAGAAAGUGAGUUGAGGCAGAAUCUAAUCAAAAGUAAUAGAAGCCAAAGUGAUCACAGCAAUACAGAAGAGCACAUUUUCAUAAAAACUGAUUUAAAUGCAGUCAAUGAAAUAUGCUUCAGUUCAGAAAACAAUCAAGCAGGACAGGCCAAAGUUGUUGAUGGCAAACUGCAUUUGCAGUCCAGAUCAAUGAGAAAAACAGAAAGAAAACAAGUAAAGGGGAAUGAAGAACAAGCAACCCAAACUGCUAGCACAGGGAUGCCUGAGUGUUUAGUUACAGAGGCUCUGAAAGAACCUCUUAAAGGGAAUAGUGAUUUUACAGGUUUUUCUGAAACCCCAGAUGGCUUGCUGUGCUCUGAUGAUGAUAUUGAAGAGAACACCAGCUUUUCUGAAACUGAUAAGAGAGAGAAAUCUGCUGUGUUUGUAAAAAGAGGUGACAAUGCCCUGGUAAAAGAACUAAACAAUAGAAAUGUUAGCUCUAAGCCAAGAUCUCAAGGUAUUCAAAGAUCUCGAAGAAGAGUGCGGAAACUGCAAUCUUCAGAUGAAGAAUCUAGUGAGGAUGAAGAUUUACCAUGCUUUCAGACAUUAUUAUUUGGCAAAUCAGUAAGCACACCUUUGCAGAUCAAUAAACAAGUGACAUCUGUGGUAGAGUCUUCAGUAAGUCCCAUCACAUUGCCUCACAAUGGAAGUCAUGAUGAGAAUAUGCAGAAAAUGCCUGAAACUGCCCAAAAUAAUGGGCGUGUUUCACCAAGCCAGGAGUCAGAAUGCUCUGUCAACUUAUUUUCUUCUCAGUCCAACAUGUCUGAUGAAUCAGUUGAUGGAGCACAAGAGCUGAAGAAACCUUUAGUACAAGUUCAUGCAUCCAAACAAGUGCACAAUGUGAAUGAGAGGAAAGAAACUUUUCAAAGUUGUAAUGGAGGGCUGAAGAGAAGCAAAACAAACUUCAAAGAUGAAUGCCAAGAAGACCCAAACAGGGGAACAAACCUAGGUGAAGCAUCUGGAUAUGACAGUGAAACAAGUAUUGUAGAAGAUUCAUGUGGACCAUUCUCUCAGGAUGAAAUCCUUACCACACAGCAGAAGAAUGCUAUGCAAAGUAACCUAAAAAAGCUUCAGCAAGAAAUGGCUGUACUUGAAGCAGUUCUAAAGCAGCAUGGAAGCCAGGACUGUGAAUUUUUACCUAUCCAUAGGAAACUGCCACCUUCCAGUAGUGAAGGAACAUUUGGAAUGGAACAAAUGAGACAAAGAGAAAAUGCAGAUGAGCAGAAAUCUGGAACCAGGCUAAACAGCGCAUCUGUCUUAUCAAAUCUCUCUGGAAACGUGACCAAGAGUACAAAUAACUCUUCUUCCUCUGUGAGGCUUUUUAACCCUCGAACUGCAGAAGCAGCAAAUAAUUCUGUUGUGGCUCAGAAUGCUAAUAAAAGAUGUACUCAAGAACGUAAAUCGAAGGGAAGCGCAUGUUUUCCUGUAUCUGUUCUGCACAAUGCAGCUGGGAAAGAAAAUGCUACAAGUUCAGCUGUGAUUAACAGGAAAGAAAUGUCAAUUGUGGCAUCAGGUCUGAAUCAAAGUGAACAUUUGAUGGUCCAGAAGUUUGCAAGAAAAACUCAGAGCACUUUAUCUAAUCAUAUUACUAAAGGAACAACCCAUGUCAUAAUGAAAACAGAUGAGGAGCUGGUGUGUGAACGGACACUGAAGUACUUUCUGGGUAUUGCAGGAAGAAAAUGGGUAGUUAGUUAUCAGUGGGUAGUUCAGUCCUUUAAAGAAGGAAGAAUACUGGAUGAGGAGAACUUUGAAGUUAGAGGAGAUGUAAUCAAUGGGAGAAACCACCAAGGUCCGAAGAGGGCUAGACAGUCUCUGACUGAAAAGAUCUUUAAAGACUUUGAGAUCUGUUGCUAUGGACCUUUCACUGAUAUGACUACAGAACAUCUAGAAUGGAUGGUGGAGCUUUGUGGUGCCUCUGUAGUGAAGCAACUUCAUCUGUUCACACACACAACAAAUUCUACUGCUGUCGUGGUUGUGCAGCCAGAUGCUUGGAUGGAAAACACAGAUUAUAGAGCAAUCCAGCAAAAGAACAAUGUUGCCAUGGUGACUCGAGAGUGGGUAUUGGACAGUGUUGCUUGCUAUGAGUGCCAGGAAUUUGAUGCUUACCUUGUGUCCUAA
Molecule: messenger RNA, 5208 nt
Organism: Balearica regulorum gibbericeps (East African grey crowned-crane)
Lineage: Eukaryota; Metazoa; Chordata; Aves; Gruiformes; Gruidae
Source: RefSeq, a predicted model, not a curated record